CGGGGGGUCGGGGUCAUUGGGCGUCGCUCGCGAGACUCAGCUCAGAGAACUGCCUCUCCCCUCGCUCUACGCCCUUUCAUGAAACUGGGAAAAGUCACGUGAUUGGUCAUGUCAUGUGACAACAUAACCUCCCCGCCUGUCGAGCUCUAUGGAGACUUCCAGUAACCCGGAUGUGGCCGCGCUUCAUUGAGGACCUCGAAGAGCAACGUGUCCUGUUGGCGCUGGCGUUCACAUCCGGGUCUUUCCCGGCCUGUUGCUGCCCUCCCCCUCCAAGAUGGCGGAGCUGAACCGGCAGUUACAGGAGUACCUCGCUCAGUCUAAGAGUGGCAGCGGCCCCGGCCCAGCGGCCCCGAGCUCCUCGCGGCCGACGCCGGAUGCCGCUGACGCCGGAGGGGGGACGUGGCUGGGCCGGCUGAGCCCCUUCUUCUCAGGCCGCUCCUCCUCCUCGUCCCCGGCGGCCGGCUCGUGGCCCUGGGCGGCCGAGCCGGACCCCUGGCUGCCGGGGCUGUCGCGCUGGCAGCGGCUGGUGGGGAGCGGGCUGUGCCUGGUGCUGGCCGCGCUCUGCUUCGGCCUGGCCGCGCUCUACGCGCCGCUGCUGCUGCUCCGCGCCCGCAAGUUCGCGCUGCUCUGGUCGCUGGGCUCGGCCUUUGCGCUGGGCGCCGCCGGCUUCCUGCGGGGGCCGAGCCGCCUCCUGCGGGAGCCCAGCCGCGGCACCGUGCUCUACCUCGGCGCCCUGGCCGGCACCCUGUACGCGGCGCUCGGCCUGCGCAGCACCCUGCUCACCGCGCUCGGGGCCGCCGCCCAACUCGCCGCCAUCGCCGGCUGCCUGCUCGCCCUGCUGCCCGGGGGCCCCGCCGGCCUGCGCUACCUCGGCGGCCUCCUGGGCGGCUUCGUGCGCCGCCGCGUCUCCAAAACCCUGCCCGUGUGAGGGGCCGAGCAGACCCAGUUGGGGGCUGAGACCAGCGGUCCCCUCCCCAUCCCCAGGACGGAUCUUCGCUGCUGUCCCAUGAGGCCGAUCGCCCGUCCCUGCUGGACAGAUGCGGAGGACACGGCGUCUGGCUGGGCAACAGCCUUUCUGAAUAUAGGGCCACAGGCCAUCAGCGUCCCGCCCCUCCAGCGCGGCUGGCACGGCUCCCUCCGCGGGGUAUGCGGCUCCGAGGCCGUAGCGGAGCGUGGGUGUCCUGCUGCUCCGGGGCAGGGGGUGACUGAGCGACAAAGCCAGUGCGGUUUCCUCCCUCCCCCCGGUCCUAUUGAAGGCAAGUUCUUCCUGCACAAUCGGCGCGCUGCGGUGAGGGAGGAGGCAGCUGGGAGCUGCGCUCUGUGCAGGCGCCUCCUGAGGACGGGGACCUUUACAAAGAGACUUGGCUGUAAGUUGGCAGAAGCUACUUGGGAGAGUUCAGGGAAAACGAAUCAAACUUGACAGUUAAUAUGGACAACAGGAGCGAAACCGACCAAAGGAAGGAGUUUUGCUUCUCCAAGGACCAGUGUUGAUGUAGCUAUGGAACAGUUUUUCUCCCUACCUUUGAACAGUACAACUAAAAUCCUAAAGUUGCAUCUAUGACUAUACGUUGUUGUUUUUACUGUAUUCAUAUGUAACAUUUUUUGUGCCAUCAUUCGCAGUCCUAUCUCAGUAUAUGCUUUGCCUUAUCAGUGCAAAAUGAGCUUUGUAGCAGUAUGCUGGAGUCUGUGUCCUGUUCUGGGUGGUAGAUGGAUUACCAGAUUCCUAUAUCAAGUGUAGGAUCACAUGGCUGAAACUCUUACUUUGAAGUGGCCUGUAAGAAUACACAGCCAAGCAUAUUGUUGAUACUAAACUCUACCCCUGGUAUAAUGCUUUGUUAUACUUCUGAGCCUUGCCGGAUUCACUCCAGCUUGGGAUGUGCUGAUGCCAGGUGCCUCAUAGGAAAAUCUGUUUAUAGAUAUCCAUGAAACUUCAAAAAAAGUUGGGUGUGUAUAUAUAGAGCUCCUGUUUUGGAGUUUAUCUUUGGAUGUUUAUUUUUAGCAACUUGAGUUCUAUGUAGAUGCCCAAAAAUUUGGGGCGAGGGUUGGACCAAAAGUUAGUCCUUCUUCGUAUAUACUGUAAUGCAUAAUCUCUUUAUUUUUCCCUGGUGUGAUUUAAUGUAAUACUAUUUCAGAUAGUGCUACUUAAAGUGCACUAAGGAACCUUUUAUGCACCCCAGCAGGGUCUGUGUGGACCUAUUAAUACACAACAUAUGUACUUUAGAAAUCACACACCUGAAGUCUGCAUUACUGCUGUGUUGAUCAGCCCUUAGAUACAAGUUAACCAUAUCCAGUAUUGAUUGGAUAAAUACUGUUUUUCUUUUUGGAGCAGGGGUUUUAUUGGUUAAAACCUAAAAUCAGAAGCUCUAGAUAUAUUACCACAAAUGUUGUUUCAUGACAUCUUUAUAUCAGAUUACAAUUGUAAAGAGUCAAAAUGUAGUGAUCAACUGUAAUUGCAACCAUCUUUGAUUGGCUUAUAUGGUAGUCCAGUGAAAGUUAAAUGGAACAGGUAUGUCAACAGUCUUUUUUUUUUUAAACACAAUCAACUGUGACCUUCAAAAUACUGAAAACAACAUCCUUUAACAAGUAGCAUUCAUAAAGGUUGUGGAUCACAGAAGGUCAUAUUCUUUGACAAGCAGGGGCAUACCUCUUUUACGUAGGGAAUCAUGAAAAAAGUGAAGUAUAUCAGAGAUCAGUUAGUUCUUUGCAGUAAGACUGCUAGAAUGGUGCUACAGAAGCUUUUGCCUCCAGAGCUGCAGUCAGUUCCUGAAGUCCUCACUCAUUGGUUCUAGGAGCUGGGCAGGCACUGCUUAUUUAGCAGUGAUGCUUGUAGCCUGACCUUGAGAAAUAGAUUGGCUAGUAGAGGCUGGGCAUAUUGCAAAAAACAUACUUGAGUAUUCUUAUCAGAUUCUACUUAGGAAGAGAUGAUCUUAAUCUACUCAUUUAAUAUUUGCACUACAGUAAACAAAUGCUUAACUUCAGAAAUAUUGUAUGUCU
This is a messenger RNA of Mauremys mutica (yellowpond turtle), 2994 nucleotides long. It is a transcript of the gene SFT2D3, whose product is annotated as SFT2 domain containing 3. Gene Ontology annotation, cellular component: membrane. The transcript has a single exon. Gene Ontology annotation, biological process: vesicle-mediated transport. NCBI's taxonomy places the organism in Eukaryota, Metazoa, Chordata, Testudines, Geoemydidae. The coding region runs from base 275 to 928 and encodes 217 amino acids. The record is from RefSeq and is a predicted model, not a curated record.